Scleropages formosus (Asian bonytongue) is the source of this 1029-nucleotide messenger RNA. It is a transcript of the gene gsg1l2b, whose product is annotated as gsg1-like 2b. Gene Ontology annotation, cellular component: plasma membrane. The coding region runs from base 1 to 915 and encodes 304 amino acids. The record is from RefSeq and is a predicted model, not a curated record. The transcript is spliced from 5 exons. Lineage: Eukaryota; Metazoa; Chordata; Actinopteri; Osteoglossiformes; Osteoglossidae.
AUGGGAAUAGACCGGCGUCGGAGAGCCACCCUGGCACUAACCUUGAACCUCCUAGCGCUCCUGUUUGCCGUAUCGGCGCUCACCACCAGCUACUGGUGCGAGGGCACACGUAAGGUGGUCAAGCCGUUCUGCACGGGACCCGUGACGCUCAAGCAGAGCUUCUGUAUCAGGUACAACAGCUCUAACCUCAAUGACAGCCGACUGGUCCAGUACAUCUGGGAGACUGGGGAGGACAAGUUCCUCAUGAGGAAGUUCCACACCGGCAUCUGGUUCUCGUGUGAGCAGAACGUCAACAUGAUUGGGGAAAACUGCAGAAGUUUUUUAAAUAUUGCACCUUCACAUGAAAGAGGGGUCCUGUGGCUGUGCAUUGUGGCUGAGUGCCUCUACAUCGUUCUGCUGUCGACCGGCGGCAUCCUCAUGUCAAUAGAAGUUUGUUACUACAGCAACGUCAUUGAUGGCCUCAAGCUAAAUGCCUUCGCCGCAAUAUUUACCGUUUUGUCAGGCCUGCUGGGAAUGGUGGCUCACAUGAUGUUCACCACCGCGUUCCAGCUCACCGUCAGCCUUGGGCCUGAAGACUGGAAGCCUCAGACAUGGGACUACAGCUGGUCUUACAUCUUGGCAUGGAGCUCUUUUACGGCCUGUAUGGCCUCAUCAGUAACCACAAUCAACAGGUAUACAAAGACUAUCUUAGAGUUCAAGCACAAGCGAAGGAAUAUAGAGAAGAACUUGAAGAUCAAGCAGAAGCUGCUCGACCUGGACUCUCCAGAUCAGGUGUGGGACAUGUACAUUAGUUCGGUGCCAAGCACGGCCGAGGAGCUGAUGGACCUCUCCAGCAACGGCCGCAAACUGUCCAACACUUCCGUCUUUCUGGACCUGAAUGAUUUGCCAGACUCGCAGGUGGAGGAGUACUGCUGAAUGCCUGCAAGAGCUGGACGGGCACACAAUCGGCCCCAGCAAUAUCGAAGUGCUGCCGCUUAUGCUCUGAGUCCAGUUGUCACCUGGCUCUGCUGUGUGCAAUUACUCCAUCUG